CUGCGCGCGCAGACAGUCGGUCUUACGAGCGGGGAACGAGCGCGCGCGUCGUUUAAAUUUCGAACGUUUAUUUUUUCGAUGUUAUUUUUUUAAAGUUCAAUCAGCCAGUGUUCGGAUAAGUUUUUGUGCGGUCAUUAUUAUAUCAAUAGUGUUGUGUACUUAUUGUGAAUCAAGUGUUUUUUUUUUUUAUUGUAUGCGAAAUUUAAAAUAUAAACCUACCCGAGUGACAAUGUGUGCGUAACAACAAAACAAAAUGGCGGUCAGAACUAAACUAGCGUUGUUCAUGGUGACAUUGGUGUUUGUUGACAUUAAUUGUGAAAGUAACACAGUGAGACUGAACUAUGAGAUAGAUGAGGCGAAAACAGCUGAUCUCCUCCGUGGCAGUGGUGAAGAAAGUGAAGAAUAUACCAAAGAUAUUGAAACCAAAUUCAAAAAUAUAGAACCCGAGAAAUCUAUGACCGAUGUUGUAGAUUAUGAAGAAAGAGUCACAGAUGGUGGUUUAGACGCUGACCCUUCCGUCGACAAUGUAGAUAACGAUAAGUUAACAACUGUUGACGAUGCGUCUACAACGAUAAGUACUUCUGAAGCACCCGAAGAGUCCGAUUUAAAAAACAUAGAGGACGAAUAUGUAGCGGAAACUUCCGAGGAUAAAAAAACGGAGGAAGCUGUCACCGCAACAAUAGACACGACCGAGGCGGAGAGUACAAUAUCUAUGAUAGACAAUAAUGUUUACAAAACCAGAGACAAUAUAGAGGAUAGUAUUAAUAACAUUGAUAGUGCAUCGAAGACUGAGCCCACCACACAAUCCACAACUAGGCCAAUGGACGAGACGGACGCAGCGGCACCGAGGGUUACUGGUCUGGAUGACGAGCUGGAAACCGUCGGACAGAGGAACCCCAAGACAGAGAAUACGGAGUCGAAACAGCCGAUCGACAAGCGCGACCAUGAGAAACACCGCCCAUCUCCCGCAGUUAGCAAGAGCACGACUCUCCGCCGCUGGCUAGAGGAUUCGUGGCUCCGUCCGCCUGCUGGUAUCCUGGUACCAUUACGGCCUAUGGCCCUAAACAGGGCGCUAGCAGUAUGGAAUGACCUGAUGGUUGGUGGGCUUAACGUGACAGAUAUAGUGAUUGUUGGAUAUGAUUCUAACGGUGUGACUUGGAGGUCCAGGCAUAAUUUGCAGCCAUCGACCAGUGCCCACGGCGACAGGGCUGUAUCAGAAGCACUGUCAAAGCUGAUUCUCAAAUAUCAAGAUAUCAACAAUGACGAUUCCAGCGACGGUACGAUGAGGGCUCUGGCAUCAGCGGCCAAGUUGGUGCCGUACGACAGUGCUUUAUUCGUGGUCACAGAUAAGGGUGCUGGUGAUCCGCAGAGGCUGCCCUUAGCUUUGAGGGCCUUGAUUGAGAAGAGGUUGAAGGUAUACACAAUAUGGACAGACCCCAGGCACCAGACCUCCGAAUCAGAGGCAGAAUUACAAGAACUAAGAAACAUAUCGCGGCACACGGAGGGCGACGUGUUACCUUACUCUUUACAAGUGAUGGAGAUGGACGGCACAAGCAAUCUGGCGACGGAAGAGCACAGAGAACACUGGGACUCCGUGGGGAUGGUGCAAGGAAGACAACCACGCCUGAAUAGACGACCAGAAAUUGAUAAAUUAGAGACCCUACUUGUGAGACGUGGAGGGGGAGAGGCUAUCUCCUUAGGAGUACCAGUGGAUUCCGGAGUGACAGCACUGAGGAUCUACAUCGAAGGGGCUGUUGAACACGCGGUCUUGUAUCCUCCUAAUGAUGCGCCACAAAUCGAUUUAUACAAUUCCACAUCAGUGAAUGCCUUCUCACCAACAUCAAGAAGCGAGGGUCAAACACCAAGAGACGUUUACCUGGUCUUUCCAGGAGUCGACCUGGAUAUAGACACGCUGUCAGUGAUACCCGCUCGUCCGUUCAUACCUGAGUCACAAUCAAGCAUGGUCGGUGUGUGGCACCUGAGCGUUCGCUGCAACACGUGCGAUUACAGACUACUGAUAGCUGCGCGUGCGCAGUUGCACUUCGACAUCGAAACUGACACCCCAGACAUGCUGAAGAUGCGUAUAUCGGGACCGGUGGCCAGUAUACGGGACUCGUUGCUGGUGGACGAGUACGGAGCUGAACUCGCCAAGUUGCCUUUCAGUUACCAGCCAAUGAGUACGAACAACGGAGAUAGCGUAGACGUACCCAUUUCGGAGGUCGUCGCCGAAGUGGACCUGCCCACAGUGAGGGGCUCGAGGGUCUACGCCAAGAUCGUCGGCAGAGAUUUACGAGGAGACCCGUUCGUCCGUCUAGCAGGACCGUUGAGCAAAUCGCCUGAACGCAUGGGAAGAUCUGCGUCUAUCGUAUUCCCCGAGUCGAUGAACGAUUUAGAACUCGCUGAGGAAGAAAACUCGAGGAUAUACAAUCAGAAACUGAGAUACAACGACAGCAAUAUCCUACCUUACAGUAGAGCUAUCUCACAGGUGGUCAACCAACGUGGAACCCUACUGACAGCCGUGCAAAUUGGACUCAGCACGAGACUCUAUGGAGCACCAGGUGAUAACUUGCAGCUACACUUCGAGGUAACGAACUAUCGAGAACAAGCAGUAUCAUUCCGGUUCGGAGCAGUUGGAGAGCUCAGAUUCUUGACGGGCAUCAGUCCUUUGGCACAAACCAUACAGUCUGGUCAGACGGUGAACGUGAUAGUAAGUCUCACCAUCUCGAACAGCGCACAGCCCGGCGCGAGGGACUUGGUCACCUUCACAGCUUACGGUCAGGAACAGGUGUCAAUAUCGACAUACGUGUACGUGAUCAACUCUGGGGACACUACGGUGGACACUUGGGCACCGGAGCUACGUCACAACUUCCAGGGUACCUGCCUGCAGCGGUUGGGCGACGAUUGCGCACAGCACGUAUGGUCGGCGACCAUUAUCGCCCGAGAUGCCGUAGGUGGAUUACUUCGGCUGUCAUCGUCUCCGGUCGGUCUAACGUACGACAGUAACUUCAUAGCGGGCUCCCGCGAGGAGGUCAUAGCCGUCUACAGGGCGACCUGCUGCGCGCCAAGGGUCAUGGUGACGGCCGUGGAUGCCUUUGGCAACGCGAACAGUUACAUCGUCGAUAUAUCAAACUAUUACACGCCGGCAGCGAUAGCUGCGAUCGUACUUAGUGUGUUACUGGCCAUCGCCAUAAUUGCACUGAUCGUCUACCUUAUUCAUUGGUGUGUGAAGCGACGGCGGGAAUCCAGAGAAUUACCCUCAUACGCCACAUCGUCAAGGAAUAUCAGUUAAAACAAUUAUACAUAAGUGUUCUAAAUUCGAAAUUAAAACAGGAAAGAAAAAGUCUUUCUUUUUUCAAAUGUAUACAAAAAAAAAUAAGUAUUUUUAAAGAACGCGAAAAAAGUUUUUAAUUUUCAAAUGUGUGAAGUGUCUGGCAAUUUAGAUAACAUUACUAAUUGUCUACCUUAACUUUUGGUGAGUGAAGCAAAGGUUGGAAUCAAGCGCACUACCCUCAAAAAUAAUUGUUAACAUAAUCGUUCUAAAUUUGAAAUGAAACUAGAAAAAUAUUUUCUUUUUUGUAAACGUGUAAAAAAAGAUAAGAAAAUUAUCUUUACAUCAAUGUUAUUGAACUUUAAAAAUAUAAAAAAUAUUUAUAUGCCUACACAUAUUUAUAAUAAAAAAAAAAUAGUAUGUCCAUUAUUUAAAGUAAUAAUUUAACAUACGUUUUUUCCAUGCUUUGAUAAUAAAAAUACCAGCUAUAACUUAUCUACCUAGGUAGGUUGUUAUAAAAUAAAUACUAGUCUGAUAUUAUAAUAUAUACAUUAUUCCACACAUUUUAUAUACAAUAGUACAUUACUGCAGCGGCCAGCAACUGAGGCAUUGACGGACAAACGUUCAAAUGUGGGCCGAGGCGUAGUCGAGGCACACAUACGUGAGUCCAUCAAUGCCUAGUUGUGGCCAAGGCUUUUAUAGUACUUUUCUCAAACAAUGCGCGGAAAUCAAAAGCACAAUUUUACUUAUUAAUUUCAAUGACGACUAACGUACAAUAAUAAUUUUUCACGCGCCAUAAUGUUCCUUUGAUUUUUUUUUUUCAAUAAACAGCUUCCUAUUUGCAAGCCAGUUAGAAAUUUAAAUAAAACCUUUUAUUAGUUACCUCCUUGGUAGCCAUGUUUCGAAGUAAAAGGUCAUUCCAUUUUUAAAUUACACGACAGAUAUGAGUUUACAUAGUAAUUUCUCUGGCCGCAAAACACGACAGAUUUUCAUACAACUUUUGCCGGCCGCUGCCCGCAUGUAUCUGGCCAGUAUGGCAAUUUUGAUUUAUCUCAAAGAAGAUUGUCAAAAUAAUGCUUACAUUUCCAAGCAUGUUUGAGAAAUUUAUAUAUUCAGAAUAACCAAAUUUAAGACCUAUAAACCUAAUAAAUAAUUAAGAAAAAUUAAAUAUAGCAUAACCAUGUAUGACAAAUCUAGUUAAUUUGAGACAAGUGCAAGAGUCUAGAUCCGUAAAAUAUUUAAAAACCUCAAGACACUCAAUAAAAUUUCAACACAGAUUAUAAAUUUUAAUAAAUAAAUUAUAUUAAAACGCUCUUUAAUAUUUAUUUGAAAAAUACUGAGCCCUUGUAAUUAGAAGUUAUAUUUAAAUAUUUACUAAUAUGUUAAGUUACCUUUAGAAUUAAGUUUAAGUACUUAUUAUAUUUUUGUUUGGAUAUUGCUUUUAAUUCCAUUCACUUUAAAAUGUAAUGCCUAAAACAAAUACAAAUAACUUUUAACAUAGCAUAAACAAUAGUAACGUUUUCUUUUUUUUUUUAUAGAGUACACUGUAUUCUUUGUAUUAUUACACUAAAGAGUUUCAAUAAAUAACUACAUACUUUAAAAAAAUAGAAUUGCACUUAGUUUUUAUUAGAUUAUAAGGAAAAAAUGUGCUCACUAUAAGGUAUUAUAUUAUGUAUUAUACAGGUAAAAAUUAAAACACUAGCACCCUUUUAAAGGAGUGUUCUACCAGUUUUUUCAUGUUUAUCAUCUUUGUAGCAAUCUGAUUUACAAAACAAUUACCAUAAGCGUUCUAAAUUUGAAAUGGUUUUCAUUUCAAAUUUAGAACACAUUAAAAAAACAUUCUCAUUAUUCAAAUGUUUAUACAAGCUCUUUGCCAAAUUAAAGAAGAAAAAAAUUUAUAAAAACAAUAGUUUUUUUUUUUUUUAUUAAAGCUCUUUCUUUAAACAAAUGCAAUGAGCUACCUCUUUGUAUGGCAUAACUAGUUUAUUAUUAGUAUUUAAACAGUUUCCUACAAAUAAAAACAUGUCUUGAAUGAAAAAAAUUCAAUUUUUAGAGCAGCCCAACUCAACAGCAGUGUAAUAUUUUAGUAUGAAAGGCACAGCUUUUUUUCUCUAUUCAACCAGUCCUUGAUGGAAUUCUCUCUGUAUGGAAUCUAAUGAUUUGUUCUGUAUAGGAAUAUAUUAUAGGAUUUUUUUCUUUUUAUAAUAAAUUUAAAAGUUUGUAUCAACAUAAUAAUUUUUAUAUAAAAUAAUACAAUUUAAUUAUAAUUAUAUUAUUUAUAUUUCUUUCAAAUACAAAACAAAACUUUCAACAUAAUUACUCUAGUGACUACACAAUCUAUUUUUUUUUUAAUGUAUAAGUAAUUUUUUUUUAAUUUAGAAAAUUUCUUUUACAUUUGUCUUUUUUCUUAUUUAUUGAUUAAUUAUAUUUAUUUUAAUUUUUUUACUAUUCCAAAUAAAUAUUUUUAUAGGAUAGUGAACCAGAAAUAGCAAAUAAUUGCAUUCUAACAUGAAAUAUAUUUUAAUAAUAUUAUUAAAUGUAUUGUAAUACAAUAGAUUUACUUAUCUCUAUGUUUUUAUUUUAAUUAUUAAUAUUUAAUAAAUAUAUUUCUAAUAUAAAUAAAUCUUUACUAAUACGGGUAGUAUAUUAAGAGCUAAUUAUGAGUUAAGGAAGCCAUAUUUUUUUUUUUGUAAAAAAGAAAAUUUGCAAAU
Galleria mellonella (greater wax moth) is the source of this 5979-nucleotide messenger RNA. RefSeq lists its product as uncharacterized. The record is from RefSeq and is a predicted model, not a curated record. The transcript is spliced from 20 exons. Lineage: Eukaryota; Metazoa; Arthropoda; Insecta; Lepidoptera; Pyralidae. The coding region runs from base 254 to 3289 and encodes 1011 amino acids.